This is a messenger RNA of Nicrophorus vespilloides, 1584 nucleotides long. Its product is annotated as allantoinase. Gene Ontology annotation, molecular function: zinc ion binding; cobalt ion binding; allantoinase activity. NCBI's taxonomy places the organism in Eukaryota, Metazoa, Arthropoda, Insecta, Coleoptera, Silphidae. The transcript is spliced from 10 exons. The coding region runs from base 187 to 1560 and encodes 457 amino acids. Gene Ontology annotation, cellular component: cytoplasm. The record is from RefSeq and is a predicted model, not a curated record. Gene Ontology annotation, biological process: purine nucleobase catabolic process; allantoin catabolic process.
CAUGACCCUAAAUGAUUCGUUUUUCAAUCAGAAAAAAAAAGGUAGUUUUUGCACCAAUAAAUCGAUUAGGAUUAAAUUGUGGAGGUCAACAAACUCGGUACAUAUCUUAUCUCUCGCAAUAAAUACAACACAUAUGCAUAUUCCUAGCAGACUUGCAAGUAAGUGAAUCGAGUGCGCAGUGAGAAAAUGAGCCGUCUCUUCAUAUGCAAGAAUAUCGUGUUGGAGCAUACCUUGUUGAAUGGAGCUGUCCUCGUCGAUCCGGAUGGUAAAGUGGAAAAGGUCAUCGAAGCUGAUGAAAUAUGUUUUGUGAAGAAUACCAGGAAAAUACUUCUUGGAAAUGAUUUCCUGAUGGCCGGUAUUGUUGAUAGCCAUGUACACAUCAACGAGCCCGGAAGAACCGAAUGGGAAGGUUUCGAAUCUGCUACCAAAGCCGCUGCAGCAGGCGGCAUCACCACCAUUUGCGAUAUGCCUCUAAAUUCCAUUCCGCCUACUACGAAUGUUGAAAAUUUAUUGGUGAAAGCACACGCAGCCAGAGACAUAAUACACGUUGAUGUGGCUUUCUGGGGAGGCGUUGUACCAGAUAAUACAGAUGCAUUUUACGGAUUGAUUAAAGCGGGAGUUGUCGGUUUCAAAUGUUUCAUGUGUCCAUCUGGCGUCAAAGAGUUCGAGUGCCUCAAUGAAAGCCAACUCGAUUUGGCUAUGAAGAAGUUAAAAGGUAGCAACGCGCCAUUAGCUAUACACGCCGAAUUAGCUAUAUGCGAGCCAUGCACAGGUAAUCCGCAAAAGUACGAGACUUUCCUGAAAUCGAGACCGGAGGAAAUGGAAAUUGAAGCUGUUAAAAAAAUAAUCGAAAUCGGCUUGAAAUACGACAAGAUUAUGUUGCAUAUUGUUCAUGUGUCGAGUGCUAAAACUGCCAAGUUAAUCAAAGAUGCUCGUUUGAAGGGAUUGAGGAUAACAUCGGAAACGUGCCACCAUUAUUUAACAUUAUGUUCGCAGGAGAUUCCUGAUAGAGCUACGCAAUAUAAAUGUUGUCCACCGAUUCGGAAUAGAGAAAACAGAGAAGAUCUGUGGUUAGCCUUUAAGGAAAAGCAAAUAGAUAUGGUGGUAUCGGAUCAUUCCCCGUCAACUCCUGAUUUGAAGCUGCUGUCUCCAGAUGACGAAAACUUCGGGGAUUAUAUGAAGGCGUGGGGCGGAAUUGCUUCGCUCCAAUUUGGUCUAUCGUUGUUUUGGACUGGCGCGAAGCAACGGGGAUUCACCUUUUUCCAUAUCAACAAGUAUAUGUCCCGCGCUACGAGCGUGCUGGUUGGGUUGCAUGGGUCUAAAGGCAGGAUACAAGAAAACUACGACGCGGAUUUCGUCGUCUGGGAUCCGCAUGCUAUUUGCACCAUAAAUGAAUCCGAUAUCUAUCAUAAAAAUAAGGCAAAUCCGUACAUGGGUAGAGAAGUCUUAGGGAAAGUCCUGAAAACGUAUGUGCGUGGGGACUUGGUCUACGAUUCGGAAUCCAAGAGCAAAUUCAUGAAGUCGCCCAAAGGAAAGCUUUUGCUUGACAUAGACCUAUGAUUUAAAUAUAAAUAUAUAUACGUA